UCAUCAGGAAAAGCCUUAAUACUCUCUCUUCUCUUAACUUGUGUUGCUUAAUUUGCAUCAAUUUCUUUGGUUGAAGUUUCUGUUUCUUAACAAUGGCAAAGAAUGUGGUCCUUGAGAGAUCUAGCUUGGCUGCACUUGACCAGAAGCUGGCCAUGGCAAAGAAGUAUUCUCAUGAGGGCGUAAUUGCUGGAGCCAAAGCAGCUGUUGUUGCAAGCAUUGCUGCAGCCAUUCCAACACUGGCUAGUGUAAGGAUGCUGCCUUGGGCCAGAGCCAAUCUGAAUCCCACUGCUCAAGCUCUCAUUAUCUCCACAGCAGCCGGGGCUGCAUAUUUCAUUGUUGCGGACAAGACUGUUUUGGCCACUGCAAGGAAGAACUCUUUCAAGCAUCUUUCUAAUAUUGAAGCAUGACUUAAUCUAUCUAAUAUUGAGGCAGGAAUUUGGUCGAUUGCUUAUAUGGAUACCGAUUUGCUUCUAGUUUAUAUAAUCCGUGUGUUAUAUAAGGAGCUAUUUAGAAUGUAAUCCAUCAUCUUAUAUAAAUAUAUACAUAAAGAUGGGUGUUUUUC
Molecule: messenger RNA, 562 nt
Organism: Rubroshorea leprosula
Lineage: Eukaryota; Viridiplantae; Streptophyta; Magnoliopsida; Malvales; Dipterocarpaceae
Source: the annotation of a GenBank genome assembly